CCACCGUGCUAUUUACUUCCUAAAAUCCCCCCCGAUUUUCUCAUUCGCUCCCGGUUAAACCCUUUCUUCCCCUCCAAGCUCAGUCAUGGAGAUCGAUUUCAGAGACUACGGGUUGCGAUGCGAACUUCGGGGCCACGAAGACGACGUUCGUGGAAUAUGCAUAUGUGGUAAUGAGGGUAUAGCAACAUCAUCAAGGGACAGAACUGUAAGGUUUUGGACUCUAGAUCCAUGUGAUAAGCGGAAAUAUGUUCCAUCAAAAAUCAUGUUGGGCCAUUCAAGUUUUGUGGGGCCAUUGGCUUGGAUUCCACCAAAUGAAGAAUAUCCAGAAGGCAGAAUUGUUUCUGGUGGAAUGGACACUUUGGCUCUGGUUUGGGACUUACGGAAUGGAGAGAAGGUGCAGACAUUGAAGGGGCAUCAGUCACAAGUCACUGGUCUUGCACAAGAUAAUGGAGAUAUUUUGUCAUCUUCUGUUGAUUGUACUUUAAGACGGUGGAGGAAUGGUAAACUAAUUGAGUUUUGGGAGGCACAUAAGUCAGCAAUCCAAGCUGUAAUUAAGCUGCCUUCUGGAGAGCUUGUUUCUGGUUCAAGUGACAUGACUCUGAAACUCUGGAAAGGAAGUAAAUGCAUUCGCACUUUUAUGGGUCAUACAGACACGGUUCGUGGGUUGGUGGCAAUGCCUGGUUUAGGAAUCCUUUCUUCAUCACAUGAUGGUUCCAUAAGGUUAUGGGCGCUAAGUGGUGAAGUAUUAAUGGAGAUGGUUGGUCAUUCUUCCAUUGUCUAUUCGGUUGAUUCCCAUGUGUCUGGCCUAAUAGUCAGUGGUAGUGAAGAUUGCUCUGCAAAGAUAUGGAAAGAUGGAGAAUGUGUUCAGAGCAUAGAGCAUCCUGGUUGUGUCUGGGACGCCAAAUUUUUGGAAAAUGGGGAUAUUGUGACUGCAUGUUCAGAUGGAGUUGUUCGUAUCUGGACAGUUGAACAUGAUAGAAUUGCUGGACUAGCAGAACUUGAUGCAUAUGCUUCCCAACUUUCUCAAUAUAAGUUGAGCAGGAAAAGAGUUGGUGGAUUGAAUUUGGAGGAUCUCCCAGGACUUGAGGCUUUACAGGUUCCAGGGACCAGUGAUGGCCAGACGAAGGUUGUGAGAGAAGGGGACAAUGGUGUUGCAUAUUCAUGGAAUUUGAAAGAGCAGAGAUGGGAUAAAAUUGGUGAGGUUGUAGAUGGACCAGGUGAUAGCAUGAACCGUCCCAUCCUUAAUGGGAUCCAUUAUGAUUAUGUUUUUGAUGUUGAUAUUGGGGAUGGGGAACCUAUUCGUAAGUUGCCAUACAACCGGUCAGAUAACCCAUAUGACACUGCUGACAAGUGGCUUCUCAAAGAGAAUCUUCCUCUUUCUUAUAGACAACAAAUAGUGGAAUUUAUACUCCAGAAUUCUGGCCAAAAGGACUUCAAUUUUGAUCCAUCAUUUCGUGAUCCCUACACUGGUGCAAAUGCAUAUGUACCUGGACAACCAUCAUACUUGUCUGCUGUUUCAUCUAAACCUUCUUACAAGCACAUUCCAAAGAAAGGAAUGCUUGUCUUUGAUGUUGCUCAGUUUGAUGGGAUCCUCAAAAAGAUUGCAGAAUUUAACAAUUCUUUAAAUUCUGACAUGGGAAAGAAGAAUCUAUCUUUGACGGAGCUUGAGAUGUCCAGAGUGAGUGCUGUAGUUCAAAUACUGAAGGACACAUCACAUUAUCAUUGUACUAGUUUUGCAGAUGUUGAUAUUGCUUUGCUGCUGAAGCUACUAAACACAUGGCCACACACAACGAUAUUUCCAGCUAUUGAUAUUCUGAGGAUGAUCAUCCUGCAUCCUGAUGGGGCAAGACUUCUUCUCAAGCAUGUGGAAAAUGAAAAUGAUGUUCUAAUAGAAAUGAUUAAGAAAGUCACUGCAAAUCCUGCACUUCCUGCAAAUGUUUUAACCAGUGUUCGUGCUGUGACUAAUCUAUUCAAGAAUUCAUCCUACCACAACUGGCUGCAAAAGCAUUGCAGCGAGAUUCUUGAUGCAUUCUCAAGUUGUUAUUCAUCUCCAAAUAAGCAUAUGCAACUGUCUUAUUCCACCUUGAUACUCAAUUAUGCUGUGCUGUUAAUUGAGAAAAAGGAUCAAGAAGGUCAAUCUCAGGUUCUUUCUGCAGCUCUUGAGAUUGCAGAAGAGGAAGGUUUAGAAUUUGAUUCAAAAUUCCGUGCUUUAGUUGCCAUUGGAUCAUUGAUGCUCGAGGGUCUUGUGAAGAAGAUAGCAUUGGAUUUUGACAUUGAGAAUAUUGCCAAAGCAGCAAAAGCAUCUAAAGAGUCCAAGGUUGCUGAAGUUGGAGCCGACAUCGAGCAACUAAUACGACACAAUUGAAUGUAGGAAUCACAAUGGUAACUGUUGUUUUCUUAGCUAAGAAUUCGUAGAAAUUGCACUUAAAAAUCGAAGUGCACAUAUUGUUACUGUGCUGGUGGAUAAGUUUUUUUAUGCGAAGCUUCCAACUGUGAUGAUGGAUUUUAGGUUUUGUGAUUUUAGGUCCAUGCAAUUUUUACUAUGCCCCUUGCACAGACUUCUUUAUAAUGUAGGGGGUGUUUGAUUUUCUCUUAUCUUUGCAGUGACAAAUGUAAAUGAAACAUUUAACGGUAUAUUUACACUUCUCUGCUAAA
Messenger RNA from Carica papaya (papaya), 2655 nucleotides. RefSeq names its product transducin family protein / WD-40 repeat family protein. The record is from RefSeq and is a predicted model, not a curated record. Gene Ontology annotation, biological process: proteasome-mediated ubiquitin-dependent protein catabolic process; ubiquitin recycling. Gene Ontology annotation, molecular function: ubiquitin binding. Lineage: Eukaryota; Viridiplantae; Streptophyta; Magnoliopsida; Brassicales; Caricaceae. Gene Ontology annotation, cellular component: nucleus; cytoplasm.